AUGAUGCCAACAGGCAGUGGUGUGCUGAUGAGUGACUGGUCGUUCCUGGGCAGGCUCCUGACACAAGUGCAAAACCAUUCCACCGUGGUUGGCAAGGUGUGGCUCACCGUCCUUCUGGUCUUCCGCAUUCUGCUGGUCACCCUGGUGGGAGAUGCAGUCUAUGGGGAUGAGCAGUCCAAGUUCACCUGCAAUACUCUGCAGCCUGGCUGCACAAAUGUCUGCUAUGACCGCUUCUCACCUGUCUCCCACUUCCGCUUCUGGGUUUUUCAGAUUGUGCUGGUAGCCACUCCCUCUAUCUUCUAUGUCAUCUAUGUCCUGCAUCAGAUAGCAAGGGAGGAAAGAGUAGAUAUGGAGAGGGAGUACCUGCUGGAUACAUUGCGAAAGCUAGCAUCUGGGGGAGCCCUGCAGAGACCCAAGCUGGGGCUCUUGGCGUCUUCUCACUUCCUAGAGGGACAGCUGCUGGUGGGAGAGAGGGUUCUCCCCAAAUGCCUUGGUGCUGCAGCCAGGAAUCCAGGCCUGCGGUCACAAAGAGUCUUGGCCAUCUACAUUGCCCAUGUGGUGCUGCGGGCCUUCAUGGAACUGGCUUUCCUGGUGGGGCAAUACUAUCUGUUUGGGUUUGAUGUUCCAUACUUGUUUCACUGCCACUCCUAUCCCUGUCCUACUAGUACUGACUGCUUUGUAUCCAGGGCCACAGAGAAGAUGAUUUUCCUGAACUUCAUGUUUGGGGUCGGGGUGGGCUGCUUCCUCCUGAACCUGGUGGAGUUGCACUACCUGGGCUGGGUCUUCACCUACCGGUUCCUCUUUGCAGCCUGCACCAGUUGCUGCCACUUCUGUGGGCAGCCUGCCCAUCCUCCACUGCUCUACUCUGAUGAGGACAGUACUGGGCUCCAGGUGUAUUCCUGCCUUUACCUCACUAGUUGCCACGCCUACACCGUCAAGGGCUUCCUCCCACCCUUUGCUUGUUCAUCCUUCUGGGGAGCUCUGCCCUGGCAGGCUUCAGAGCCCAACUAA
Molecule: messenger RNA, 1011 nt
Organism: Pteropus alecto (black flying fox)
Lineage: Eukaryota; Metazoa; Chordata; Mammalia; Chiroptera; Pteropodidae
Product: gap junction delta-2 protein-like
Exons: 3
Coding region: 1-1011 (336 amino acids)
Biological process (GO): cell communication
Cellular component (GO): connexin complex
Source: RefSeq, a predicted model, not a curated record